This is a messenger RNA of Nanorana parkeri, 336 nucleotides long. Its product is annotated as phosphofurin acidic cluster sorting protein 1-like. The annotation marks the transcript as partial. Gene Ontology annotation, molecular function: transmembrane transporter binding. The record is from RefSeq and is a predicted model, not a curated record. NCBI's taxonomy places the organism in Eukaryota, Metazoa, Chordata, Amphibia, Anura, Dicroglossidae. Gene Ontology annotation, biological process: protein localization to plasma membrane. The transcript has 3 exons.
CUCUUUAGUAUCCUCAUUUCUUGAAGCGAGACGCGAACAAUCUCCAGAUCAUGUUGCAGAGACGGAAGCGGUACAAGAACCGGACCAUUCUGGGCUACAAGUCCUUGGCCAUUGGCAUCAUAAACAUGGCAGAGGUGAUGCAACGUCCUACAGAGGGGAUGAAGGUUCUGGAUCUCCAUAGCAACAGGAAGGACCCAGCUAUCCGAGUGGCUGAAAUCAGCAUCCUCUCCCUGUCCAGUCAGCCCAUCGACCACGAGGAGGUCACCACGGUGACCAGAACCAAGAUCAAAGGCUUGGAUGCCGACCAGUAUUGGGAGGAGGAGGAUGAUGAGGACA